This is a messenger RNA of Aspergillus caelatus, 1808 nucleotides long. Its product is annotated as FAD binding domain-containing protein. Bases 20 to 1723 code for a protein of 567 amino acids. The transcript has 4 exons. Gene Ontology annotation, molecular function: FAD binding. NCBI's taxonomy places the organism in Eukaryota, Fungi, Ascomycota, Eurotiomycetes, Eurotiales, Aspergillaceae. The record is from RefSeq and is a predicted model, not a curated record.
AAUUCUGCGUUUGACAACAAUGACUACAAACAUCAAAACGGACGUUCUGAUUGUUGGUGGUGGACCUGUGGGCCUUCUUGUAGCUCACGGUCUUGCCAGGCAGGGCGUGGAUACCGUGCUUGUCGAGAAACAUGACAAGAAUCAGCAAGCUAUGUACGGCAGAGCGACAACCCUAUAUCCCCGAACGCUGGAAAUGCUUGACCAGCUCGAGCUCCUGGAUGAGCUGAACCAAAUCGGAUAUAUCGGCCGUAAUAGCGUCACAUACAAAGAUGGCAAGCGGGUAACCUCACGAGGCUGGCAUGUGAUGUUCCAGCGGAUGACUGGCACAUUCUUGGACUAUUGCCUGAAUAUCCGGCAGAAGUAUUCUGAGAAUGUGAUUCGGGAUGCUUAUCUGGAGAUGGGAGGCCGGGCGUAUAUCGGUUGGGCACUAGAAGACUUCACGGUGGAUCACCAGACCAAGGGCGACUAUAAAGUAACCUCACAAAUUCGCCAGGCUGAUACAGGUGAAGGUUUGACCAUUUGCAGCAAGUUUAUUGUUGGGGCGGACGGUGGACACUCACUUGUUAGACGUUUAUCGGGUAUCCCAUUUGAGGGCGAUCGCACAGACUUUAAAUGGGUUCGCAUUGAUGGACAGUUCAAGACCAACAUGCCAGAUGCGGAUCUUGGUUUUGCGUCCAUUGAGUCCAAGAGCCACGGGAACGUUCUUUGGGUCCAAUUAGACCAUGGCGUGAAACGCAUAGGCUUUGCAAUGACUGACGAAAUGCUAGCGAAAUAUGGUAAUUCGCUUACAGAAGAGCAAGCUAAGGAAGAAGCUGUCAAGUCGAUGGAGCCGUUCUCAUUGGAAAUUGAGAAGGUCGACUGGUGGACGCUAUACAGCAUCAACCAACGAGUCGCUGAUACCUUUUUCGCCAACGACCGUAUCUUGCUGACAGGCGACGCAUGUCAUACACAUUCCUCUGGUGCCGCACAAGGUAUGAAUACUGGCGUCCACGAUGCAGUCAAUCUGGCCUGGAAAUUGGGAGGUGUAGUAAAAGGCUGGUAUAGCACCGACAUCCUCCGAACAUAUGACAACGAGCGACGUCCGGCAGCGCAACAUCUCAUUGAGCUAGACAAGGCAUUUUCGGCAACCAUUUCUGGGCAAAUUCCAGAUACCCACAAGAGUUUGUAUGCCGAUGCAAACGAGCUAUUUACGAAGCUCUUCGAUGAGUCGAUCCAAUUCAACAUCGGACUGGGAAUUCACUACAAUGAGAGUAUUAUUAACAAAGCUCCAUCUACCGGAAUGGUUUCAGCUGGCUGGAGAGCACCAGAUGCUCUGGUCUAUGCUCCCGGCUCCCGUAUCCCGAUUCGGCUUUUCCAACUUACCAGAAAUACUGGAAUGUGGUCUGUUCUCAUAUUCGCUGGACAGCCUACCCUCACCCGGGAGACACUGGCUUCAUCGAUGAAGAAGCUGGCUGUAGCACUUGACAAACUCCCUAAGGGCAUGGCCCGGUGCUUUACAUUGAUUGCACAUAGCGUCACAGAAGGUGACCAGGUCUUUGGAAUCCCCAGGGUUGGUCAUACAUAUUAUGAUUCCGACCGAUCUGUCCACGCUGCAUAUACCAUUUCCACCAAUAGUGGUGGGGUGGCGAUUCUUAGACCGGACGGCAUUCUUGGAUACGCCACAACCCUGGAAGAUAUUGAGACCACUGAAGCUUUCUUUAACAGCUUCGUUUCGUGCAAUUAGGAAUGGAAAUCCACAGAUUCACCGACGGAUACGGGGUCCUAGUAUGCACCAAUGGUUCCUGACUCCCUUCUUUAUUUCACUUCUU